AGCCUCCUGUGAUUGAGAAGAGUCCUAUUAGUGUGGUUGCUCGUGAUCCUCCAUCUUAUGUUAUUUUUGAAGCAGCAGCAAGAGGGAACCCACCACCAGUACUGAAAUGGUAUCACAACUCAAAUGAAAUUGACUUCAAAAAUACCACAAAGAUGUAUUUGACCAGUACUGGGUCAUUGAUUAUAUUGGGUCCUCAGUUUGAGGAUAAUGGUCAAUAUAAGGUAGUGGCAGACAAUGGAGCAGGCUCAAUAGAAGCAGCUGCCAGUCUUACAAUAUACUUCAGGUCAGCCUGCAAUAGAGGGUCUGGUUGCUCUAAUGAUGGACAGUGUCUCCCAGUACAUUACUGCAGGUGUCCUGAUGGAUAUUCUGGUGAUGGAUGCGAGGAAAGUCAGGAAACACCUUCUUCUACAACCCCUACUACUCCUCUUCCUAGCUCUGGUGAUUAUUAUUAUUCUGGUGAUUAUUACUAUUCUGGUGACUAUUACUAUUCUGGUGAUAAUGAUUAUAAAAGAAAGAAAAGAG
This is a messenger RNA of Amphimedon queenslandica, 522 nucleotides long. Its product is annotated as immunoglobulin superfamily DCC subclass member 4-like. The transcript has 4 exons. NCBI's taxonomy places the organism in Eukaryota, Metazoa, Porifera, Demospongiae, Haplosclerida, Niphatidae. The record is from RefSeq and is a predicted model, not a curated record. Gene Ontology annotation, biological process: cell-cell adhesion. The annotation marks the transcript as partial.